GCCAAGCGCUCACUGGGAAGGAGAGGCUGGAGAGCGAGAGCACAGGAGGAAGGAACCAGAUGAAAAGGCAGGCGUUUUGGUCAACACUCCUUUGAUUUUUGUAUAUUCGUAGCAAAUGUUUUUAAAAAAUUACUCAUAGAGGACAAACCAAACAAUUCAGGAUACCAAAGGCUCAGUGUCAACUAUUUUUGUGUGACGACCGUCGACAGCAUCCUCCGCUCGACCGCCGUAACGUCGUAACGUGUGACCGUAGUCACGUCUGUCGGUUCCUGCGGUCCUCUCUGUGACUGUACUGCCGUUCCAGCGGACCCACGAUGUGCUGCACAGGAAAGUGCGCCCGGCUCAUAGGCCUGAUUCUGCUGCCCUCGGCCUUUGCCUGCAUGAUCUCCAACCUACUGCUGUUCUUCCCCAACGCGGAGCAGCUGGAGAGUGACCAGAUCUCACUGCAGGUCUGGCUCAUGGGAGGCCUCAUCGGAGGGGGGCUUUUUAUGCUGUGUCCCAGCUGCUCUGCUAUUAGAGCAGGGGGAAAGGGUUGCUGUGGAACUGGUUGCUGCGGAAACCGUUGCCGGAUGCUGAAUUCGGUGUUCUCCUCCGCGUUUGGUGUGGUGGGAGCGAUCUAUUGCACGAGCGUCGCGUCAGCAGGCCUGGCCAUCGGCCCCAAAUGUCGGAUCAAUCCAGACGAGUGGGCCUACCCGUUCGAAGAUCUUGAAGCCACCAACGGGACGGGGUACCUGAUGGAUAAGAGCCUGUGGAGCUUGUGCGAGUAUCCGAAGGACAUCGUGCUGUGGCACAUCGUGCUGUUCUCCAUCAUGCUGUGCCUGGGGCUCCUGCAGAUGGCGCUGUGCGGCCUGCAGGUCAUCAACGGCUGCCUGGGCUGCCUGUGCGGGGACUGCCGCGACAGCAAGGAGGAUGACGGUGGAUUGUAAGAGAAAGCAGAGGAGCAGAAAAUGUCCAGAACAUGAUUUCCGUUA
Messenger RNA from Megalops cyprinoides (Indo-Pacific tarpon), 971 nucleotides. It is a transcript of the gene tm4sf5, whose product is annotated as transmembrane 4 L six family member 5. The record is from RefSeq and is a predicted model, not a curated record. Lineage: Eukaryota; Metazoa; Chordata; Actinopteri; Elopiformes; Megalopidae. Bases 315 to 926 code for a protein of 203 amino acids. The transcript is spliced from 5 exons. Gene Ontology annotation, cellular component: membrane.